GAUCUUACCUAACUGAACCCUCCUACGCAUCUAAGUGCUCGGUACUGAUAUAUGGCAAUAUCUACCCCGGCAUCACGUGCUCCUGGGGAGAGACUAAGACGGACCGCGCGUCAUCCAGCCUUCCCAAAUUUUUCCCCCUCUGCAGAUCGCCUCCAAAACAUCUAUCUAUAGAGCCAGAAAGGGAGAAAGAUGUUUAACUCGGUGAACCUGAGCAACUUUUGUUCCCAAUCGCGCAAAGAGAGGAGUACUGAAUUUGGAGACCGGGCAGGCUGCACCUCCAACCUGUACCUUCCCAGCUGUACCUAUUAUGUGCCUGAAUUCUCCACAGUGUCCUCGUUUUUACCACAGGCCCCCUCUCGACAGAUCUCUUACCCUUACUCCACCAACCUAUCUCAACCAGUUCGGGAGGUAUCCUAUGGCUUAGACCCUUCCAGUAAAUGGCACCCUAGGAGCAACUACGCCUCCUGCUACCCUGCAGCAGAGGAUCUGAUGCAUAGAGAGUGCCUCCCUCCUUCUUCUAGCAUGACCGAAAUGCUAAUGAAAAACGAAAGCGUGUACAGCCACCAUCACCACCAUCACCAUCAUCACCACCCCAGCGCAAACCACCCUUCCUCGGGCUUCUACUCCAGCAUGAGUAAGAACACCGUGCUGCCACAGGGCUUUGACCGCUUCUUUGACAAUGCAUACUGUGGGACAGACACUCAAGCGGAGGACUGUGUGCCCAAAAGCGACACCAAGGUGGACAGUGACCCUCAAAGCAGUGCUCUGUCAACCGGAGCGGAUCAAGGCUUAGACCCGGAAGAUGAAGAGGAGAAUACCAACCCUGGGUCAUCCGCCUCAUCCUCUUCUGUCAACAAUAAGGAUGCCAUUAAAGGCAGCAACUCCAGUGCUCCUCGUACACGGAAGAAGAGAUGUCCUUAUUCUAAAUUCCAGAUUCGAGAACUGGAGAGAGAGUUUUUCUUCAAUGUUUAUAUUAAUAAGGAGAAGAGGCUUCAGUUAUCUAGAAUGUUGAAUCUCACUGACCGGCAAGUUAAAAUAUGGUUUCAAAACAGAAGAAUGAAAGAAAAAAAACUUAGCAGAGACCGACUGCAGUAUUUUUCUGGAAACCCUUUGCUGUGAACUUGAUGUUUGUGUAAAUCUCAUGCACUGUGCCCGUGAGGAGUGUUUUGUCCUGCAGAGGAUACCUAGAAGCAUAGCUUAAAUUCUGAGACCUCAAUCAAGCUCAGAUUUUAAACCUUUUUUGUUACACAUUGCGAGAUUACAAAAAGAGGAGUACUUGAUGUAACUGAACACAUUAAAGGACAAAUAUGGACGUUUUUUUAUUUAAUUGACUGCUGAAGAAAUGGAUUCUUCAUUUUGCUAAAUCAUUCAUUUCAAAAGCCUACAGCUGUGAAAACAAUGUUAUCAUUGCUAUCGUUUUUAAAGACUUUAAGGACAAGCCAAUCAUUAUGAAGAUUAUGGCCAAAGUUUCUACGAUUCUGCAAAUUACCUUCUUACUGUGGUGUGUGUAUGGAUGAGAUGUGUGCAUGUUUGUAUGUAUGUAUGUAUGUAUGUAUGUGAAUUAACAUGCAAGUGAAAGUUACAUUCUGCUUUGGUCCCUGUCCUUGUACAUUUUCCCUUUUGAGACAUGUAUCUAAACUAAACCACAAUGUUUUUUCCCCUUGAAGGCUUUACAUAAAUGUUCAUACGUUUCAAAUUGUAGAAAGACACAUGUUAUGUUAUGUUCCCCUAUGUGUUGGUAUACAAAUGAAUACAAAACACACAAAUAUACAUGCGGGAAAUUAGUAUUGCAUAUUAUAUAAAGUUGCAUACUAGUCCCAUGCGCGUGGGGUGAGUUUGGUUUUUUUGGGAGGUGAACAAUUCCAAUUGGCACUCUGCAUAUAAAUUAUGUUAUAGAUUGUAAUCUUUUUUAAGGCCCAUCCUAGACAUCGAAUUUUGAUAGGUUUAAUGUAUAUAGCCCCAUGCUACUAGAAUCAUGGGUAGAACUUGAGCCCUUAAUGGAUCAGUGCAAUAAUGUGCGAAUAUUCGCUUGGAAUUCAUUGAAUGGCCUCAUUUUUUAUCCGAAAUUACUUAUAAAAUGCUCCCCUUUUUAUUGUUUUAAGAUUGUAACUAACCAUUUUUUUAACACGAGUAAUACUUUUCAAAAUAAACCUGGUAACAUAAAAUAAACCUGGUAAAACAGUGUUAAACACAUAAGCACAAACGUUUCAUUAAAGGUAGAGAAAUUCACAUGGGGAAUCCAAACUCCUGGAUCUGUUCGAAAGACUACAUUUUAUUGGUAAUGUUUCAUGCAUGUAUCUUUCUGUAUAAAAAAAAUAAAUAAAUGCCACCACUUUAUAAUUAUGGUCACUAUUUCCAUAUAUGUUUUUAGAACAGUCUUUUUCCCUAGUUCUAGGUUUUUUGUUGUUUUGUGUCUGUCCAGAAAUUGGUAACAUAGGCCGCUCUUGUAGACAAGGAAAGUCUUAUUAUGCGAUCUUCAAUUAUAUAUAAAUAAAUAUGCAGUAAUAAUGGAACAAAAACUGAGAAUGAGCUACAUAGAAAUUCUAGAAUAUAUAAAUUGCAAAAUUUAAUAUAAUGUGAGCGUAUUCAUUCAGUAAAACAAGUUAUGAGAGGAGAAGGUCAAUGUGGAAAUGUAUAAAAUUAUUUUAUACAGACAUGUUUCUCAUAAACCAAAUUGUAAAUAAGUAAGGAUUAAACAGCUGUUACAAAUGGGUUAUUUGCUUACGGCAUGGAUUAGUCAUG
Spea bombifrons (plains spadefoot toad) is the source of this 2742-nucleotide messenger RNA. RefSeq names its product homeobox C11 (gene HOXC11). Lineage: Eukaryota; Metazoa; Chordata; Amphibia; Anura; Pelobatidae. Gene Ontology annotation, cellular component: nucleus. The transcript is spliced from 2 exons. The coding region runs from base 190 to 1119 and encodes 309 amino acids. Gene Ontology annotation, molecular function: RNA polymerase II cis-regulatory region sequence-specific DNA binding; DNA-binding transcription factor activity, RNA polymerase II-specific. Gene Ontology annotation, biological process: anatomical structure development; regulation of transcription by RNA polymerase II. The record is from RefSeq and is a predicted model, not a curated record.